Vicia villosa (hairy vetch) is the source of this 1137-nucleotide messenger RNA. RefSeq lists its product as uncharacterized. The record is from RefSeq and is a predicted model, not a curated record. Lineage: Eukaryota; Viridiplantae; Streptophyta; Magnoliopsida; Fabales; Fabaceae. The transcript has 4 exons. The coding region runs from base 1 to 1137 and encodes 378 amino acids.
AUGGCAGCAUCUGAUCAAACACUUGUUUGUGUAAAACAAGUGAAGCAAAACAUAACGGAUGAAUGGGAUGAGAGCAUGCCAUUACCAGGAGACAUCAUUGAAGGAUUCUCAACAGAAAAUAUCGAUGUUGCCGAUGAAUCCUUUUUGCCUCCAAAGACUAGUUCAGAGUUCAGUUCACAGCUUGGUAAGAUCAACAAUUGCGUCGAGUUCAUAUGGAUUAAGGUUAGAAGAGGUGAUAGUUUGCUGAAACUUCAGACCUGUAUUGUUCAACAGAAAGUUUCUGUUCUUAGAAGGAAGUACACUAUACAAGCCAUAACAGAUCGUAGACAUAUCGCAGAUUUAGCCGAUCUAACAUUAAAUCAGUGCAUUGAACUGCAAGAAAUGACAAGGCGAUUAGUGAAUAUGAAGGAAAAAGGAUUCCGCAGAGACGCGGUGAAAUAUGAUUGGAAGAUGAAAGUAAAAACCUAUCUGCCUCAUCAAAACUCCUCAGUUGUAAGUUCCAUUCUAUUCAUGCCACUCGUCAGUGAGCACUGCAUCGAUACCGUUACGGCUAGGUGCAUGGCCUGGUUUAGUGCAGCAAUUUCCUCAGGGGUUCCUCUUGUUUUUGUCAAUAUCCAAACCGAACUGAUACCACCUAAGGAAAAUACCAUUUCUAACCAACAAAUCCAUUAUACUACUCAACUAAUUCAUGGUAUAAGGUUAUGGUUUCUUCCUGGACUAAACGAAAUUGCGAUAGAAUUGAUCCCUCAACGAAACGAAGCACGCUUUGGAAUGGAAAUCAAACGAACGGAAGAGGGCUUUGUCUGCAUCUAUUCGGUGACGAAGGACACGUCUGCAGAUCGCGGUGGGUUAAGAGAGCUCCAUGAAGAAGCAACUGCAAAUGGUUUUCUUCUCGUAAUCUCUCGGUUAGAUGGCGAGAGCACAAUACCUACGAGUGUUUGUUCUGAUGGUCUUGUAAAUUGUUGCGACCAUGCUGAAAUUAAGGACCUUCUCUUUUCUGCAAUAGAUCAAUAUGCGACGAUUCAACUUCAUGUCAUGGCUUGGCCAAACCAAACUCGUCCUUCUCCAAAUCAUUCGGUUGGAUUUACUGCUCUCUUACCACCGGAAAGAUCGUUCACUACUCAUCCCUAUGAUUAA